CGCGUCCAGAACAAAAGUGGGUUAAAACUAAAAGCUAAAACCGCUGUUUGCGUCGCAGUGGUUACGCAGAGAGCUGUGAAGGAUGGGUACAGAACGAGCGAAAAAUCCAGCUGUCUGCUUGGCUGCAGCUGUUAUUCUGACUGUUUCCCUGGUGCAAACGACGGACUGCCUCCGACUGAGGAAAACUCUCAGAGGAGUCACACCCAGAGAACCUGAUCCCGCUUUCCCAGCUGGCAUCCGAGAAGGACAUAUCGUGUUUGGGAAAGUUCUUGAGCUCUCAGAUGAAAACAGAAAAAAGCCUAGGAAUGUUUCAGCAGAUGAUGAAACGGAUUAUCAGUCAGACUUUCCAGGCUGGUCCCAUCACACAGACAUGGAUGAGGCCUCCAAGGAGAAAUGGAACCGCUUUGGAACCUCUCUGCAGUGUUUUGAUGACCACAUGAGGUUCCGAUUUCUUGGACCGGGGGCUUCACAACUUUCAGUGGAGCAAGCCAAUGAGCCCCCAAUGCCUCUGUCCAUGGUCCCUCCAAGAUGUGGCUACAGAAUGCACGGAAACCCAAUGGCAUUUGUUAUGAUGGCUCCAUACGAUGGCUGCAACGUGAUUCAGCAGGGUGGAAAUUACGUGCUACCACUACUCUGGCAAGGUCAUCCACUCUCCCUGCUGUGUCCCAAACGUGGAAGAACUACUGUGCCGCAGAGGCCCCAAAUUCCACAGGGGCCCCAGGUUCUGCACGGGCUCAGCCAUCCUUACUUUAACUUCUAUUCUCGUCUAUCCCAUGCACCAGCUGAGCCUGCAAAAUCUGUGCCACAGUUUCCAAAAUUCCCCUUGUACCCAUACCUUUAUCCACCUGAAACGACAUCCGCACCAGCUGCCACUGUUGUGCCAAAAGUCUCAUAUCCCCAGAUUCCUGUUGCCCCAUAUUUCCCCUUCCCAUACUGGCCUCAGUUUCCAGACGUCCCACCCUUCCAUUACCCUAAUGACAAAUAUCCAAUGUAUCCAACUUCAGGACCAAAGACGACGACAACGACAACUACUAGGACAACAGCAACAACAAUGGAGAUCCCCUAUACAACUACGGCGUCUCCUGCUACUACCCAGGGUCCUUCUAAUACACCUGCACAGGUGUAUCCUAUGGACUACCUGCCAUUUGUUCCAAAUGAACAUUUUCCACAUUUGUUUUACUCUCAAGGCUAAUCUGAAACUGUUGAAUUAAACACUUGAAACAAUAUU
This is a messenger RNA of Fundulus heteroclitus (mummichog), 1228 nucleotides long. RefSeq lists its product as uncharacterized. The record is from RefSeq and is a predicted model, not a curated record. NCBI's taxonomy places the organism in Eukaryota, Metazoa, Chordata, Actinopteri, Cyprinodontiformes, Fundulidae. The transcript is spliced from 4 exons. The coding region runs from base 83 to 1192 and encodes 369 amino acids.